AUGAACAAGAACACUGUAGACGACAAUAUGCUGUACAACGGCUGGCCCCCGCUGGGCGCCUCCAACAAGCUGGAAAACGAGACAAUGCGAACCCUAGGAGCGGAGCUGACAACCGCUCAGAAGAACGAAGCCGUAUGCAAGCAAAUGGUCCUAGAUAUCGCGAAGACGAACGAGGAGUUCGCGGUCACUCUUCGUAAUUGGUCAUACCACACGGCCGCGACCCUACGACAGGACUCCCCGGCGAUGGACGACCUUGAUAGGUGGACGGCCACCUACCUCGCCCAUAGAAACAAUGACGUCGAAGACUACAUCCGCGCGAUUGACGGCGAUAUGGCCGAUGAGGUCGUACAGAGGAGAGUGGCGCAUAUCUAA
This is a messenger RNA of Coniosporium apollinis CBS 100218, 372 nucleotides long. RefSeq lists its product as uncharacterized. Bases 1 to 372 code for a protein of 123 amino acids. The transcript has a single exon. Lineage: Eukaryota; Fungi; Ascomycota; Dothideomycetes. The record is from RefSeq and is a predicted model, not a curated record.